Molecule: messenger RNA, 1218 nt
Organism: Seminavis robusta
Lineage: Eukaryota; Bacillariophyta; Bacillariophyceae; Naviculales; Naviculaceae
Source: the annotation of a GenBank genome assembly
GAUUAGUCAGUCAUGCCUGAUUUUACCUAGCAUUUCAUUUUCAGAGCCAGCAUUUGACCCCAGCACAUCUACUAAUAGAGACACCCUAGCAACACUUUGAGAUAUGGAAUACAUAAUUUGGACGUGCCGGUCGCAGUGGUGGUAGUGGCUUGUCCAUUUGGUGGCCAUGGGAGCAACGAAUGGCAGGCAAAGUAGGGCUGCCAUUCUUACCAUUUCCCCCAUGAAAAAUGAAGCAUCUAGUUUGACUUUUAUUUAAAAGAUAAUGCCUGCUACAUGGCUGCAACCUCAAACGGCAGUAAAAGCGGUCCUCAACAGGAUUUGCUUGGCCACCCUGCUGUCCUCUAUGAAAGAGCCAUCUGAUCCCCGAUGCACCAGUUGGCUCCAAGUCCUAUGGAUUCAUUGCUGAAGCAGCGCUGGGGAUAAAGAACACCGACCCCAGCACUCGUCUCAAACUGGUAAAAGGGGUGCAGGAAGAUGUGGGCGUGCUUGGGUGGGACGAAACUGAUCCGAAGAAGGAUUACUCCUACGAUGUUAUGAUAUGUGCCCCACCCCCCCUGGUCAGGAUGAUGAAACGAUCCAGAAUUAUGAAGCGAUAUACAAGCAGCUGUUCACCAAUGUCGAAGACAGUUCAAUCUGCAUACCUGAAGAAAUUAAGACUGCCUCGGAGUUGCUGUCCACUUUUGCUGAAGCUAUGGCAACGUCCACGUUCAAUGACGACAUCAUGGAAGCCAUGACAAGCGACAAUACUAAAACUCGCGAUGUCGCCGCUGUCGCUGGGAGAAUCAAACAAGCAAGAGAUAAAAAACAAAAAGUUGCAAAUAUCGAUCUUCCUUCAGUCUUCCCAGGGAUUUUGGACAUGAAAGAUGCAGCAGCCAUGGCCAAGGCGGGUAUCAGGGUUGUCAAGGCUAGAGUCACCAAAAAGACGUCACUUCCUCAUCCUUAUUUGCUUGCUGUCAAGGCAGCAGCGAAUUGGUUUGCUGGUCGAAACACACCAAUGUUACCAGCAGGUUCUGUGAGCGACUUGUGGUCUGUUUCUGAUUAUGACACUCAUGGCUCAUAUUACAAUGACGAUUUUUAUCCCCAACCGGCAGCACAGGAUGAUCUCGCUUCAGUCUGGUUCACAUGUCCAUGUUGAGCUCUUUUCUUGUGACUGAGGUACUGGCAUAAAUAACCACAUCUAAGAAGCGCAUUUUGGGCAGAAAGUGGUAAGGUCAACUA